AUGCUAAUAAGUACUUUAAGAAGUGUGAUGUUUCUAUUAAGCAAUAAUAUUUUUGUAAUUAUUGGAGUAAGAUGUGAAGAUACUAUAAAUAGUGAAGAGAUAACUACUUCUAUAGAAGAAUUUAACUCUCUAUUUAGGAACAUUCAAAUCAAUUUUUUAAAAGAAGUUUUUAUAAACAUAAUAGAGAAAGAUGAAAAUUUUUUAAUGAGAAAAAUGCCUUAA
Messenger RNA from Hepatospora eriocheir, 222 nucleotides. The record is from the annotation of a GenBank genome assembly. Lineage: Eukaryota; Fungi; Microsporidia; Hepatosporidae.